CCCCGAGCGCCCCGAGCGCCCCCGCCGCCGCCGCCGCCGCCGCUGCUGCUGCUGCUGCUGCUGCUGCUGCCGCCGCUCCGCCGAUUCGCGGCGCGCCCGCCCGCCCGCCGCUGCCCGCGGCGCUACCCGCCGCCCGCCGCGCCGGAGCCCCCGGCGCGCCGCCCAUGCGAGACCCCCGUGGCCCGGGCAGCGCGCAGCGACCCCCGGCCGGGCCAGGCAUGUGAAGAUGUCAGUGGGCUGUGCAUGCCCUGGCUGUUCCUCUAAGUCGUUCAAGCUGUACUCGCCAAAGGAGCCCCCGAACGGCAACGCCUUCCCUCCCUUCCACCCAGGCACCAUGCUGGAUCGAGAUGUGGGACCUACUCCUAUGUACCCACCGACGUACCUGGAGCCUGGAAUCGGGAGGCACACGCCGUACGGGAACCAGACCGACUACAGGAUAUUUGAACUCAACAAGCGGCUGCAGAACUGGACAGAGGAAUGUGACAAUCUGUGGUGGGAUGCCUUCACCACAGAGUUCUUUGAGGAUGAUGCCAUGUUAACAAUCACUUUCUGCUUGGAGGAUGGACCAAAGAGAUACACGAUUGGCCGGACUCUGAUUCCCCGUUACUUCCGCAGCAUCUUUGAAGGGGGAGCCACAGAGCUGUACUACGUGCUCAAGCACCCCAAGGAAUCCUUCCACAACAACUUUGUCUCGCUGGACUGUGACCAGUGCACCAUGGUCACCCAGCACGGCAAGCCCAUGUUCACCCAGGUGUGUGUGGAGGGGCGGCUCUACCUGGAGUUCAUGUUUGAUGACAUGAUGAGGAUAAAAACGUGGCAUUUCAGCAUCCGCCAGCAUCGAGAACUUAUUCCCCGCAGCAUCCUUGCCAUGCAUGCACAGGAUCCCCAGAUGCUGGACCAGUUAUCCAAGAACAUCACGCGCUGUGGGCUCUCAAACUCCACACUCAACUACCUCCGACUCUGUGUAAUCCUAGAACCAAUGCAGGAGCUCAUGUCACGGCACAAGACCUACAGCCUCAGUCCCCGAGACUGCCUCAAGACUUGCCUCUUCCAGAAGUGGCAGCGGAUGGUCGCUCCACCCGCCGAGCCAGCACGGCAGCAGCCCAGCAAGCGCCGGAAAAGGAAGAUGUCCGGGGGCAGCACCAUGAGCUCUGGUGGGGGAAACACCAACAACAGCAACAGCAAGAAGAAGAGCCCAGCCAGCACCUUUGCCCUGUCCAGUCAGGUACCUGAUGUGAUGGUGGUAGGCGAGCCCACGCUGAUGGGGGGGGAGUUUGGGGACGAGGACGAGCGCCUCAUCACCCGGCUGGAGAACACGCAGUUUGACGCCGCCAACGGCAUCGACGAUGAGGACAGCUUCAACAACUCGCCGGCGCUGGGGGCCAACAGCCCCUGGAACAGCAAACCGCCCUCCAGCCAGGAGAGCAAGUCAGAGAACCCCACGUCGCAGGCGUCGCAGUAACGGCCCCCUGCCGCCCCGUGGACUCAGUC
This is a messenger RNA of Lonchura striata (white-rumped munia), 1491 nucleotides long. RefSeq names its product LIM domain binding 1 (gene LDB1). NCBI's taxonomy places the organism in Eukaryota, Metazoa, Chordata, Aves, Passeriformes, Estrildidae. The record is from RefSeq and is a predicted model, not a curated record.